UUCCCGUCCUGCCCGUGGGGAAUAGCGCGGGCGGCUGUCAUGGCGGCGCGCCGAGGUUGGUGCGGAGGAAAGGGCCCGUUUCUAGCUUUGGCCUCCGGCGUGACGUUGCUGAAACUGCUCCUCAUUCCGACAUAGAGAGGAGUGAGUGCUAACUUCCUACAGAUUGUAGUGUAAAGCAUUUUUCUCGAGGUUUUCUGCUGGAAUGGAAGUAGUCCUCGACUUUACAACCACAAUUGAGCCCCCAACUUUUUGGUUGCUCGUUGGAAACUCUGGGCCUCUGCUGGCUCUACAGACUAAUGCAGCCUGUUAUUAACAGCAGCUGCUUGCAAUUACUGCAAGUUCAAGCCCCACCAGGCCCAAGGUUGACUCAGCCUUCCAUCCUUUAUAAGGUAGGUAAAAUGAGGACCCAGAUUGUUGGGGGCAAUAAAAGUUGACUUUGUAUAUAAUAUACAUAUGGAUGAAGACUAUUGCUUGACAUGGUGUAAGCCGCCCUGAGUCUUCGGAGAAGGGCGGGAUAUAAAUUCAAAUAAACAAAAAAAAAAAAAGUUGUUCCGGGAAUUUUGACAUCAUUUCUUGCCACAGUUGUUAAGUAAAUCGCUGCGGCUGUUAAAUGAGUCACAUGGUUGUUUAAAAGAAUCUGGCUUCCCCGUUGGCCUUUGCUUGCAAGAAGGUCGCCAAAGGGGGUCACAUGACCGUCGUAAAUGUGAGUCAGUGGCCAAGCGUCUUUGAAUUUUGAUCACGGGGAUGCUGCAAUGGUCGUAAGUAUGGAAAACGAUCAAAAGUCGCUUUUUUUUUCAGUGCUUUGAACAGUCACUAAAUGAACGGUUGUAAGUCGAGGACUACCUGCAUGAACUAUUUAGUCCUAUUCUCUAUAGUUAACCUGCUUAGUGAAUGAAUUAACCCAAAUCUGCACAAUGAUCCAUAGAUUUAAAAAGUGGAUGAUCUACACAUAUAGGGUAGAUUAGCCAUAGUGGCGCAGUGGUUAGAAGGUAGUACUGCAGGCUACUUCUGCCGGCUGCCUUCAGCUCGGCAGUUCGAUCCUGACCGACUCAGGGUUGACUCAGCCUUCCAUCCUUCCAAAGUCAGUAAAAUGAGGACCCAGAUGGGGGUGCAAAAUUCUUGGAAAUGCUGAAAGGAUUGUGUUGUGUAGCUGUGCAGGAUGUUUCUUCAGCUGCACUAACUCAGUCCUUUCAGCAGUUCCAAGAAGGCUUCACAUCCAUUUGCACCACUCAGGUGACCCUGAGGACACAGAUAAACAGUGUUUAUCUAUGAUAGAUAGCAAUGUUCCAAUAUCUCACGGGUUGCCACAAAGAAGAGGGAGUCGGGCUGUUCUCCAAAGCACCUGAGGGUAGAACAAGAAGCAACGGGUGGAAACUAAUCAAGAAGAGAAGCAACUUAGAACUAAGGAGAAAUUUCCUGACAGUUAGAACAAUUAAUAAGUGGAACGACUUGCCUGCAGAAGUUGUGAAUGCUCCAACACUGGAAAUUUUUAAGAAAACGUUGGAUAACCAUCUGUCUGAGAUGGUGUAGGGUUUCCUGCCUGGGCAGGGGGUUGGACUAGAAGGCCUCCAAGCUCCCUUCCAACUCUGUUGUUGUUGUUGUUGUUAUUAUUAUUAUAAACCUCCAAGUGGCCUCAAGGACUCUUUAAAAAGGACGCAAAUGACCAGCUGUCUACAAGGAGGAUCAAUUCUUCCAUUCCCCACCAUCCGGUCAGAGCUGAAGAAGCUUCUUGGAUGAGAGAACAAGAAAGUCCAGUUGCCUCCAAAAAAAAUACCUCUGGGACAACCAUGACCUCAAUGAACUGAGAAUCUCCGUAGAUCUCUAUCUGGAUACUAACUGUUAACUCCUUGUAGUCAUUCCACAGAUUUUGAAGUGCACAGGAACUGGCUUGCCAUUACUCAUAGCCUACCAGCCUCUCAGUGGUACUACGAGGCAACUUCUGAGUGGACUUUGGAUUACCCUCCCUUUUUUGCCUGGUUCGAGUAUAUGCUUUCCCAUGCUGCUAUGUACUUUGACAAAGAGAUGCUGUCCAUUCAGAACCUCAACUAUUCCAGCCAAAUGACCGUUCUUUUCCAAAAGCUAUCGGUGAUCGCUACCGAUACGCUCUUCAUCUACGCUGUGUACCAAUGCUGCAGUUGUGUAAACGGGAAGCGAGGUGCAAAAGAUCCCUUGGAAAGCCCACCGUUUGUUCUCUCGGUCCUUCUCCUGUGGAAUUUUGGUCUCUUAAUAGUGGAUCAUAUUCACUUCCAAUACAAUGGUUUCCUGUUUGGAUUGCUACUGCUUUCCAUUGCACGAGUAUUCCAGAAAAGAUACUUGGAGGGAGCGUUUCUCUUCGCUGUCCUCCUGCAUUUCAAGCACAUCUACCUCUACGUAGCCCCAGCCUACGGCAUCUAUCUACUCCGAUCUUACUGCUUCGCCCAAAAUCAUCCAGAUGGAUCUCUUCGGUGGCGCAGUUUCAGUUUUCUACGUGUGAUCGUGCUUGGAUUAAUUGUCUGCCUCGUUUCUGCCGUUUCCCUGGGACCAUUUUUGGUUUGGGGUCAGCUUCCUCAAGUCAUCUCUCGCCUCUUCCCUUUCAAACGGGGCCUCUGCCAUGCAUACUGGGCCCCAAACGUUUGGGCGGUGUAUAAUUCCUUUGACAAAAUAUUGUCGGUCCUUGGACUGAAGUAUCAAUUGCUUGACCCUGCAAAAAUACCCAAGGCGGCCAUGACAGGAGGGCUGGUUCAGGAAUUUCAGCACACCGUCCUUCCUUCUGUGACCCCACUGGCAACUUUAUGCUGUACCGCCAUCUCAAUGCUGCCUUCUGUUUUCUGUCUUUGGUUUAAACCCCAAGGGCCCAGAGGAUUCCUCAGGUGCUUGGUUCUCUGUGCGCUAAGCUCCUUCCUGUUCGGUUGGCACGUCCACGAGAAAGCCAUUCUCCUCGCCAUUCUUCCCUUGAGCUUGCUGUCUGUGGAGAAGUCAAGAGAUGCUGGUAUCUACCUAAUAUUGUCCACUACGGGUCAUUUUUCCCUCUUCCCACUGCUGUUUACUGCACCAGAGCUGCCCAUUAAAAUACUGCUGAUGCUCCUCUUUUCAGUGUACAGUUUCUCAUCCCUCAAGGCCCUGUUCAGGAACGAGCCUCUGCUUAACUGGCUGGAAGCAGUCUACCUCAUUGGGCUGAUACCCAUAGAAAUCAUCUGUGAAAUUGUGUUCCCUUUUACGUCCUGGGCUCAAAAACUGCCUUUCCUGCCUUUAUUGCUCACCUCGGUGUAUUGUGCUUUCGGCAUCAUUUAUGCCUGGCUCAAGCUCUACAUCUCGGCCUUCACAGGACGAUCGGAAGGCAAAUCAAAGAAAGAAUAAUGAUUGUGUAUCAUGGGCUUCCAAGCCCUCGAGGAUCAUUCCCAAAAAGUUCACAACCGCAACAGGUUCCAGCGUGGGAUGUCCUGUCCAACUCCAGAAAUGGAACUUGGGGACCUGAAACUAAUCAGGAAGUAAUCAGGUUUUUAAACCAGUGCGACGUGAAUGCAAUAUUGGUUAUUUCCAUAAUUGGUGCAGCAAGAAAAAGAUAAAACGUUUUUGCUUGUUUUUCUUUUAAAUAAUUCCAAAGGCCGUAGGGAUGUGUGAAUACAAAUACAGAGGGAAUGGGGUUUGAUGACAUGGAUUGAAGGAGAUAAUUAUUUAAAAUUUAAAUAGGCACAUUCGAUGUAACUGAAUGUGUAAUAUAUAUAUAUAUACAUAUAUAUGUAGGUCUUUGGUUAUUCAGGUUUUCUCCCACGUAAAAUUGGAAGUGUCUUGGCGACGUUUCAACGAAGUCUCAUUCAUCAUCUUCAGGCUGGUGGUGUCAGCUUCGUGCUUCUAGGAGCAGUGUGUGAUCGCAGCUGUUUCUUCCUUUUAACUGCUAGUGGGGGUUUGAACUGAUUGGUUGGGGGUUUGGCUGUGCUCUGAUUGGAUGGUGGGGUUGUCUGUGCUCUGAUUGGAUGGGGGUUCGUUCUGUUUGGGGGGGGCUUGGUUGUGUUCAGGUUAGUCUGAGUUGCAGGGGGAUUUGAGUUGGUGAGCUGCUUUGCUGUUUGGCUUCGUGGUCGUGCUACAUCUUCAUGGUGGGUGUCAGUCUGCUGCAUGUAUGGAUUGGAGGGGUUUGGAAUGGCUAAUGAUGCAGCUGCGGUCUGGCUUCUGGUCCGUGGCCGUGCUUCAUCAUCAGUGUGGGUUUGAGUCUGCUUUCUGCGUGGAUGUGUGGUGGUGACAUGCUGUGUGGCACUCGUGAGUGUGGGUCUUGCAUCAUUCUUCAUGUUAGGGUCUCGUUUGUCAAGGGUAGGUUUCCAAAUGGCUGGUAGGCGGGAGGUAUCAUCUCGUUUAUUCAUGCUGUGUGGGCGUUUUUCUAUCGAUAGCUUCUCGAAUAAUCACACACUGCUUCGUGCUAUCAAGCACGAAGCUGAUAACACCAGCCUGAAGAUGACGAAUGAGACUUCGUCGAAACGUCGCCAAGACACUUCCAAUUUUACGCGGGGGGAAAACCUGAAUAACCAAAGACCUACAUACAAACACCCGCGAAAACCUCAGAAAACAUACAUACACACAAACACACACAUACACACAUAUAUUUGAAUUAUAAGGAAAAAUAUUUGUAAAUUUAAGAGAUGGACUUUGCACAUACCCCCCAAAAAAGGGGCACACGCUGAAUUCCCUAACUAUUGCAGAACCACCGUUCUCUAGAAAAAGUUACUAUCAUGCAAUGCAAAAAUAUAAAAAUAAAAAUGUGAAUAAAGGAUUCCUUUUUGUAUCUGU
This is a messenger RNA of Ahaetulla prasina, 4758 nucleotides long. RefSeq names its product ALG8 alpha-1,3-glucosyltransferase (gene ALG8). The coding region runs from base 1987 to 3336 and encodes 449 amino acids. The record is from RefSeq and is a predicted model, not a curated record. Gene Ontology annotation, biological process: protein N-linked glycosylation. Gene Ontology annotation, cellular component: endoplasmic reticulum membrane. Gene Ontology annotation, molecular function: dolichyl pyrophosphate Glc1Man9GlcNAc2 alpha-1,3-glucosyltransferase activity. The transcript is spliced from 13 exons. Lineage: Eukaryota; Metazoa; Chordata; Lepidosauria; Squamata; Colubridae.